AUGUCUGCCUCACUGGCCCGACGGCGAAAAUCUCAGCCGCAAAACAUCAAGCUCCGUCGUUUAACCCAGGCCUACCUAACUCCUUACCAUGUCACACCGAAGACGACCGGUACAGAGACAAAAAUCGACCAUAUUUACUCUAUCACUCAAAAUUUGAUUCUUGAUUAUCAAAGCGUCACCACCGGUCUAUUUCCACGAUACUCUCGAGAUCGCGAUGUAGGCUACGUCAAAGACAGUAUCUAUUGUGCUCUAGCUUGCUGGGCCUGUUCCAUUGCCUAUAAGAGGCUUGACGACGAGCGUGGACGACAGACAGAGCUUCGUCAGUCUGCUGUGAAAACGAUGCGAGGGAUCUUGUUUUGUUGGAUGCAGCAAAGUGCAAAGUUGGAUGCUUUCAAAUCGAACAUCUCGCCGGAAAAUGCUCUCCAUGCUCGAUUUGAUCUGCAUUCUGGAAUGACGUUGAAUCGUCCCCAUGAGCAACAGUAUGGUCACAUGCAAAUGGAUCUUGUUGCUUUGUACAUACUUGCUUUGGUAGAAAUGAUUGCCAGCGGAGCGAAGGUAAUCUACACUCAUCAUGAGGUAAACUUCGUGCAGAAUCUCGUUUUCUACAUCGAAAGAACUUAUCGAACACCCGAUUUUGGCAUGUGGGAAAGGGGUACGCGCUACAAUAACGGCAAGCCUGAACUGCAUGCCAGCAGCCUUGGAAUGGUGAAGGCUGCUCUCGAAGCUAUUAAUGGAUUCAACUUGUAUGGGUCUACGGGAAACAGCGCUUCCGUAAUCUAUGUAGAUAUUGACGGGCACAAUCGUAACCGUACCACGUUUGAAACCAUUUUGCCGAGAGAAAGUAACUCAAAGAAUACUGAUGCUGCUUUGCUCAUGACAGUUGGCUGGCCUGCAUUUGCUUCACAUGAUGAGUCUCUAAUUGAGAAGACUGUAUCGAAAUGCAUAAGGAAGUUAGAAGGCAGAUAUGGCAUUCGCAGGUUUUUGCGUGACGGCUAUCGUUGCGAACUUGAGGAUAACACGAGAGCAUACUACGAAGAACAUGAAACGUCACGAUUCGAUGGGAUCGAGUGUCAAUUUCCUAUGUUCUUUGCAUAUUUGGCUCUUACGGCUCACUACCGAGGUGAUCAGGAAAAUGCGAACAAAUACUUCGACAAAUUCCAAGCGGUGCUAGUCAACGAUGACAACGUGCCCGGUGGGCUGAUUGUUCCUGAGUGCUACUGCGUUGAGGAAUGUUAUAUGGAACGGGAACGCUCAAAACCAAACAGUACUGACCUCUAUCCGGUCAGUCCACAAGAAUUUGGACAUCAUCUUUGGAGCAACUCCAUAUAUGUGAUCUUGUUGCUCAUACGUGAUGGCCUCAUCCAUAAAGGCGAUCUGGAUCCGAUCAAUCGCCAUAUGCCUGCUUCUCAACGUCCGAUGCAGUUUAAUAGGCAUUCGGAGUUUCAGGGAAGUAUGGAAGGUGAUCCGGUCGUGCAGAUAGCUUUGAUAGCUGAAUCUUCUCAUCUGCAAAUGAGAUUGUCUACUUACGGCAUCAGUUGUCAAACGCCACAUGAAGUCGAGCCUGUACAGAUAUGGCCUAGCUGGAGGAUGGUCAAGCUUUUCGAAUGUCUUGGACGAGAUGAGAAAUUAGGACUGAGUGGUAGACCUCCUCGACCAUUCGGACCGCUUAGCACGUCUAAGGUAUUUCGCGUGUUUGGAGAUACUGUGCUAUGUUACCCGUUGUUGUUUGAAGUCAAAGACUUCUAUGUCAGUUCGGAUCCGUCAGUGUUGAUCGAUGAUAUCAAGCGCGAUAUAGAAUUUGUUUCUCGUCGUUGGAAAUUGGCUGGGCGCCCUACUAUGUGCCUUCUAAUCAGAGAAGAAAACAUUGUUGGCGAGUAUUUCGACCAUAUUUUGGAUCUCCUCGUACAGUUGAAAAAUGGCUACGUCAACGGAAUUCGCGUUCGCAUGGGACGAGUCCACCAACUACUUAACACAAGCUGUAUAGAACACAUUGAUUUUGCUUCUUCGGAUGAUGUCGAGUUCGAUAUUGAUGUUCUGGAAGAAACUGAGGGAAAUAAUCAAAUUCUAUCGAGGCUUAGCCUUCGCGAUGGGAUUGAGGAUGAUAUGACUGUGGAGGAGGACGUUCGAGUGCUGAGAGAUGACGACUUGUACGAAAUAAUCAAGAAGGAUGAUAUGGACAAACCGAGACAGCUGGCUUUUGCACUAGCAGCAAUGUGGAUGAGACGCCAUCCGGAUACACCCAUAGACGGAUAUUCUAUCCGCGAGCGCAUGGAGCGCCUAUACCGUCGGGUCUGCCAGCUUCGUCUCUGGUGGCUGGUACGGUACUGCGCUGGUAAACUUCGCAAAGUCAUGAAUAGUUUGGCACCUGCCAUCACUAACAUGCUUGUAAGAGGAAAACAGGUUACUAUCGGUGUGCGAGGUGUACGCGAACAAGUGAUUCGUCGUCCCAUAUCGCCAGGAGAACUGACGGAUUUGUUGUUCGCAUGUUGUCCACAAGAUGAGCCACAAGUUGCUGUGAUGCAGCAGGAGCUAAUCAUCGCCUGUUCGGACCUUAUAGGUCACUCUCCAUCAGCUUUCGAUGGUGUACUUACUAUACGGCUGUCGUGGUUAGCUGAUGCCAUCACACUACUGCUGAACUACGUGCGAACCACUGGAUCUCUGACCAGAGCCACUGGAAGAAUUGCGACACCACCAACUCCCACCACGACUGGAAUACCUGCAGAUUUGUUACCAGAGUAUUUUUUGUCGUCUCGUCGAAGAUCUUCUGUAGCGAUUGCUGAGUUCAAGAAGAACUGUAUCUACGAUUUGUCACCGACAGUCGUCAAAGAUGUCGUGACAGCGCUGAUGGCUAGAAAAAAUUGGCAUCUUUUGUCACCCCUGCAAACCCGUCGUUUGAAUGGUGCACUGAAUCGAAUGCCGGUAAAUUUCUACGAUCGUGUAUGGUUAAUUCUUGAAAGAGCAAGGGACGGUAUUAUCAUUGCCGCACAAUUUUUACCACAGCAACCAACCCUCAGCGACAUGACCGAGUUCGAGCUUACAUUUUCGUACAAAAUCGAAGAGAUGCUAAGCCGUAUCGCUCAUCCAGAAUACCGUCAGCUGCUUGUUGAGCUUCUUUCGGUGAUCGCAACAAUUUUGGAACGAAACCCGGAGAUAACAUUUGGAUCAGGGCCGAUUGAUUGUGACGUGCUCAUCAAGAAAGCAUUCCACAUCUACGCUGACCAGGAAAAGAUCUCUGACAAGGAAGACCUUACCCCAUUCUACCAACUCGAGAACGUGUCCUUGCAAACAUCUACAGCAACUUAUUUAGCUAAAGCUGUGGUCGAUUUUAUCCUCAAUGGUCGCCACUUUUCACAUGCAAUCAACAUAGCCGGCUCCGAACGUCAAUUUGAACGAGACGACUGCAAAAUGAUGUAAAUUCUAGAGGAAAAGGUGAAGCAAGUAGGAUAUAGUACUAUAUUUAGGUUGUUAUUAUUCGCCAUGUAUUACGCUCACGUUAUAUCUGUUACUUUUGGCAUUUUUUCUAGAGGCAAACAGCUUUGUUUAUCAGUUCGCUUGUGAUGCUAGUCAGUUUUUCAAGCUAAAUUAGUUUCUGAAGCUUCGUAUAAACAGGAUACUGAAGAAAACAAUGAGUGCACAAAAAUGUAUGAUUUUUCGUUUG
Cylicocyclus nassatus is the source of this 3658-nucleotide messenger RNA. The record is from the annotation of a GenBank genome assembly. Lineage: Eukaryota; Metazoa; Nematoda; Chromadorea; Rhabditida; Strongylidae.